Halichondria panicea is the source of this 3663-nucleotide messenger RNA. RefSeq names its product eukaryotic translation initiation factor 3 subunit A-like. Gene Ontology annotation, molecular function: translation initiation factor activity; mRNA binding. Lineage: Eukaryota; Metazoa; Porifera; Demospongiae; Suberitida; Halichondriidae. The transcript has 17 exons. The record is from RefSeq and is a predicted model, not a curated record. Gene Ontology annotation, biological process: translation reinitiation; formation of cytoplasmic translation initiation complex. Gene Ontology annotation, cellular component: multi-eIF complex; eukaryotic translation initiation factor 3 complex, eIF3e; eukaryotic translation initiation factor 3 complex, eIF3m. Bases 92 to 3568 code for a protein of 1158 amino acids.
CUCCCCCAAUUUUACUGCGCAUGUGCUAACAUCACUGGGCAUGCGCAGUAAGGACAGCGACCUCGUGUACUGAAGAGAGAAAGGAGACGAAAUGCCCACUUACUUCCAAAAGCCAGAGAAUGCUCUGAAAAGGGCAAAUGAGUUCAUCAAGGUGGGAGAGAAGGAGUCUGCUUUGGCAGUACUUAACGAUGUCCUGCGUAGUCGCAAGCAUCGUGGGAAGUGGACGAGCACUCACGAGGACAUCAUGCGUCUCUUCACCCAGCUCUGUAUUGACCUCCAUCGCAGCUCCUAUGCCAAGGACGGUCUCUACCAGUAUCGCAACAUCUGCAAGGAGACUAACCCAGCCUCUUUUGAGAAGGUCGUUAAAGAGUUUCUAGAAAAUGCUGAGAACAAAGCGUCUGCUGCUCGUGCCAAAUCAGAGCAAGCUGUACUACAAGACGUUGAGGACCUGGACAAUGAUGUCACCCCAGAGAGCCUCCUCCUAAGCACUGUGAGUGGGGAGGGGGCCAAGGAGCGCAGUGAUCGUGUUCUCCUCACUCCCUGGGUCAAGUUCCUGUGGGAAUCAUAUCGUAACAUGCUCGAGCUGCUCAAGAACAACAACACUGUACAGACUGUGUACGCCUCAGUUGCCAAGGACGCAUUCAAGUUCUGUCUCAACUUCCAGCGAAGGACAGAGUUCAGGAAACUAUGUGACACGCUGCACAACCACCUCACGCAAGCACAGAAGUAUCAGAACCAAACCUACUCACUCAAGUUCGAUCAACCUGAUACUGUGCAGUGUCUGGUGGACGUGCGCUUUGAACAACUGGAGAGCUCAAUUAAGAUCGACCUAUGGCAGGAGGCGUUUAGAGCUAUUGAGGAGAUCCACCACCUGUUGGGUAUCGGAGGGAAAGCCCCCAAACCUGCUCUGCUGGAUAACUUCUACGCCAAGCAGGCCAAGGUGUACUGGAUGGCUCAGAACGCACUCUUCCAUGCUGCUGCUCUCCAUAAGCUGUUUGUGUUGAGGAAGGAACAGAAGAAGACCUUCAGUACAGAGGAGGCUCAGCAGACAGCGUCCCAGGUUCUCCUUUCCACUCUAUGUAUCACUAUAGAGCCAGUGCCCAGUAAAACGGAUCGAUUCCUCACAGUGGAUGAUGUUACUCUGGAUAAGACACGGCGACUCUCUGCCCUCCUACGCAUGACCACACCCCCAACCAGAGCAUCACUCCUCAGAGAACUGAUUGGCUAUGGCGUGGUGGAGCACGCCUCCCCUGAAAUACGACAGUUGUACAACUAUCUAGAGGUGGAGUUUGACCCACUACUGCUGAGUCAGCGUGUCGUGCCCAUACUAGAGGGACUGAGAGAGAACACCGAGCUGUGUCAAUAUGUCGAUGCCCUCCAGGAGAUCACACUCGUGCGGCUCAUUAAACAGGUGUCACAAGUGUAUGAUAGUAUCGAGUUUGACCGUCUGGCACAACUAGCACCCUUCACUAAUAUCACCCACCUGGAGAAGGUUGUCGUGGAGACAGCCAACGCUAACAAUAUACCGGUUCGUAUCGACCACAAGGGGAGGAGUCUAAGCUUUGGACGUGAGCUAAGCUUCUCACACAAAGUGGAGGCGCCUGAGGGCCCUCAUGUGCAGGCUAUGCCCUCUGAGGUGUUGUGUAGUCAGCUGACUCGGAUGUCAGAAGCCUUACAACAGGCAGUGCGGAUCAUCGCACAGCAAGAGAUAGAAACAGAGCUCAUGGCCAACGCUAAGAAGGCCACUCAAGAGUACAUAGGUCAUUUCCGUGGCGACCACCGACAGAUGUCCCAGAGGAAGAACCUCGUUGAGUCCAGGAAAGAGUUCAUUGAGAACACCAACAAAGCCAAGCAACAAGAGGAGUGGAGUGAGCGGACUCGUCGUGAGCAUCAAGAACGUCAGGCAGAGAAGGAGAGGCUUCAGAGGGAGGCUAAAGAGAGGGAGGAGCAACGGAAGAAUGCAGAGCUUAAGGAGUUAAAGAGACGCAAGGCAGAGGACAGACUUGAGCUACUCAAGAAGACACCUGUUGGAGCACGUGCCCUGGCUGACAUCAAGCCUGAGGACCUUGACGACCUGAACGCUGAAGAUAUUCUCUCCAAACAACUCAAGCAAAUGGAGAAAGAAAAGAAAGAUAAAGAUGGACGCCUGAGAGCACAGGAGAAGAAGGUGGAUUAUCUGGAGCGUGCCAAGCGUCUUGUGGAGGUACCUCUCAUCAACAGCUGGUAUGAGGAGCAGAGGGAGAAGGACCAGCGAUUCCAUGAGGAGCAACAGGAGGCAGACAUUGCCCAGGCCAUAGCAGAUCGUAAAGAGGCGGAGGAGGUCAACUCUCGACUGAGUCGUAUGAGAGGGGACGAGGGAAAGUUCCGGAAGGAGAUGGAACAGCGACGAAUAGACACCCUCAAGGUGAAGCUUGAGUCCUUUGAGGCCGUGUUGAGUAAGGCCAGAGAAGAAAGGCUGGCUAAGAGGAAGGCAGAACGUCAAGAGAGGAGGAGGGCCGAGGCUGCUGCCAUUGCCACUGCUGAGCAGGAGAGACUCACACGCCUCAAGGCUGAGCAGGAGAGAGAAGCACUGGAGAGCAAACAGAGAGAUGUGGACAGAGCCAGAGAAGAACAACGACUCAAGCAAGAGAAACGAGAGCGGGAGAUAGAGGAACGAGACCGUAAGAAAGAGAAGGAUGAGAGGGGACCUGAUGACCGUCGUGGUGAUAUCAGAGGGCCACCUCGGGAAGAGAGCAGCUGGCGACGCAAGUCACCUGACCCAGAGGACAGCAAGUACCCGCCAAGACGUGAGGAGGAGCCACGGAGGGCGUACAAACCCCCCAGCAUGAGGAGUGCCGACACAGGGGGAGGAAACUGGAGGCGAGAAGACAGGGGAGAUAGGGACAUAGACAGGAGGGGACCACCGAGGGGCCGUGAUGACUAUGAUGGUCCAAGAGGACGUGAUUCAUACGAUAGCCCGAGGGGUGGGCGAAGAGGCGGAGAUGAUGAUCGUGGAAGAAGAGACUUUGGAGGAGAGCGAAGAGUUUACGAUGAUCGAAGACCCCCCGGAGGUGAUCAAGAUGAGGAGUCGUGGAGGAAGCCAAGGGAUGAUGACAGGCAAGCACCCCCUCGAGAAGAGCCCUGGCGUAGGGACGAUGGACCACCUCGCAGGGAUGAGGGGUCACGUUGGGGUCGUGAUGAUGGACCUCCUCGCAGGGAUGAGGGAUCACGCUGGGCUCGUGAUGAUGAUAGGAGAGGAGAUGAUCGCAGGAGCCUGAGGGCAGACGAUGCAGGUGGUGAUGGUUGGAGGCGUGGUGGCAGUAGUCGAUAUGGCAGUAGUGGAUAUGGUGGUGAUCGAGGUGGUGGAUAUGGUGAUCGAGGUGGUGGAUAUGGUGAUCGAGGAUAUCGUGGCGAUCGAGGUGGUGGAUAUGGGGGACGUGACAGUGGGCGUGGCUGGAGGGACGCUGGAGACCAUUCCCCUCGUGCCCCUGAGAGGAGGCGUGAUGCUUCCCCUAGGGACAGGGCAGACCACUCCCCCUCACAAAGAAAGGACGAUGACGGCUUCGAAACUGUCUCUAGGAAACGAUAAUAAAGAACUGAUCUUUAAUAGUGACUCAAAACUUUAAACUUUUAAUUAUUAGGUACGAUUUGUGUGUUCAUGUGCAUAGAAAUUAUUCAGAUUAA